Messenger RNA from Perca fluviatilis (European perch), 2939 nucleotides. RefSeq names its product phosphatidylinositol-4-phosphate 5-kinase, type I, beta a (gene pip5k1ba). Gene Ontology annotation, molecular function: phosphatidylinositol kinase activity. Bases 285 to 1799 code for a protein of 504 amino acids. Gene Ontology annotation, biological process: phosphatidylinositol metabolic process. The record is from RefSeq and is a predicted model, not a curated record. Lineage: Eukaryota; Metazoa; Chordata; Actinopteri; Perciformes; Percidae. The transcript is spliced from 15 exons.
GGAUUCGGGAGUUAUAAACUCAAAAACAACACUGGUGGUCCCCGAGAAUGCAGCAGUGCCCCGGACAGAGAGGUCUGCACAUUUCAAGGCUCUGUAAGUCAUAGUAAGACAGAACAAUACACACAAACUGUGGAAGAGAUGGCUGUGAGGCCUGGAGCGCUGCACCUGGAAAUCACUGCGACCGGGUCGUUCAUCAUUGAGGGGAAAUUAGGAACUCAGUCAGCCUGACAAUUGGAGGAAGGACGGCCGAGCUUCCCUCUGAUCAAGUUCCCUCUGUCCAAAAGAUGUCAACCGCCACCGCAGAGAGUGUAGGAAGUGGAACCAAACCCUCAAAGGAUCAUAAAAAGCCCACGGCGGCCGCCCUGAAAGGAGCCAUCCAGCUGGGCAUCGGUUACGCUGUGGGAAACCUCAGCUCGAAACCAGACAGAGAUGUUCUCAUGCAGGACUUCUCUGUGGUGGAGAGCGUUUUCCUGCCCAGUGAGGGCAGCAACCUGACUCCAGCACAUCACUACCCAGAUUUCCGUCUGAAAACGUACGCGCCGCUGGCCUUUCGCUACUUCAGAGAGCUGUUUGGCAUCAAACCAGACGACUAUCUGUACUCCAUCUGUAAUGAGCCUCUGAUCGAGCUGUGCAACCCCGGCGCCAGCAGUUCCUGGUUCUACCUCACCAGCGACGAUGAGUUCAUCAUUAAGACGGUGCAGCAUAAAGAGGCUGAGUUCCUGCAGAAGCUGCUUCCUGGUUACUACAUGAACCUGAAUCAGAACCCGAGGACGUUGCUGCCCAAGUUCUACGGCCUUUACUGCAUCCAGUGCGGCGGCGUCACCGUCCGCGUGGUGGUGAUGAACAACGUGCUGCCGCGCGCCAUCAAGAUGCACUACAAGUACGACCUGAAGGGUUCCUCGUACAAACGCCGCGCCUCACGCAAAGAGCGUCUCAAGUCCUCGCCCACGUUCAAAGACCUGGACUUCCAGGAGAUGCACGAGGGCCUGCACUUCGACCCCGACACCUACAGUGCUCUGAUGAAGACCCUGCAGAGGGACUGUCGGGUCCUGGAGAGCUUUAAGAUCAUGGACUACAGUCUGCUGCUGGGGAUUCACAUUUCUGACCGGAAGCCGCUGAGCAGAGAAAGCCGGUGUGACAGCAGGCGGGGACAGAAAGUCCUCUACUCCACCGCCCUCGAGUCCAUCCAGGGGAACGCAAAGGCCCCCGAACCGGUGGCUGAUGACGACACAUUGGGUGGAAUUCCUGCCAAACAUAAAGACGAGAACCUUCUCAUCUUUUUAGGAAUCAUCGACAUCCUUCAGUCCUACAGAUUCAUCAAGAAGGUGGAACACUCCUGGAAAGCUCUUGUACAUGACGGGGACACGGUGUCGGUGCACAGGCCCAGUUUUUACGCGGACAGAUUUCUGAAAUUCAUGGGCUCGACCGUAUUUAAAAAGACUCACCCUUUAAGAGGAGCAUCCUCAAAGAGGAAGAGGGGUUCCCUCUACGCAGGGAAGUCAGCCUCUCAGGAGUUUCUGUCCCCGCAGAGAGAGGAGAGGAAGGAGGAGAAGAAGGCUCAAAGCAUGGACAACCUGGAUGGAAACAUGUACAGUUCCUCCAGGCAACCGGACCUUCUUCCGAGAGUUUCUUUCAAGUCCACUGGAGAUUCUGAAGAGUACCUUGAAAACAGUGAGGAGCGGCGAGCCUCCAGUUCAACGAUCGCUCUGGACGAUCCUCUGCCGUCUCUCAGCAGGAGCCAAUCAGAGUCUGAACUGGACGUCUACUUGGCUGCCACUGGUUUUCAGUCGUUUCAGUAAGUGAGGAGUCACCCGGACUUCUGACCUUUGACCUCUGGGUCCCACAGUGGGGAGACAUCAGGACCACACAACAUGUUGAUGUCCGUUUCUUUAUUGUGAGCAUCCCUCUGUGCCUCUGCGACUUUCCUUUUUUGGGUCAAAGUAUAAAACGAAAAGCCAAGCCACUGGUUCUUUUGUAGAAAUCCCUGUUAAAUGAUUAACAGAUGGGGAUACAGUCUGUGUUCAUGUGAUCACUGAAGCACUCUUUUAAUAUAAAACACUAUGAAGAUGUUUCUUCUCCUGUUGUUUGCACUUUGCUGCUAAGUUAACAACAGUGCUAACAAAAAAACUUCAGUUUGACCUCUUCUCUUGGCUGUCGGAAUUUCUGUGCAAAUGUUCAAAUGUUCUCAGCGGCUGGAUCCCUGAAGAAAUAGAUUGUAUUGUAACUUAAUUUGCAACAGGCAAAACCAUGCGGUUAUUUUUGAAAUCAUAUAAUUAUAUAGAGCCGUGUUGAGAUCAGUCUGAUGUCAGGAAUCUGAAUGAAAGAUUUAUCUGUGGAGACAUUCAUAAAUUCAUGAGCGAUGCAGUGUUUAUACCCUUAUAAACAUUAUGUACAAUUGAUUUUAGAUUCCCAAUUUGCAUAAAACAAUAUAUCUAUGCUACACAAUUAUAAAUGUAUUAUAUAUUCUCUGUGCGUUUUUUUUCUUUUUCCCCCAGACAUGUAUCUGCUACCACCAUGACAAAAAAAGUAUUUGCUCAGUUUUUCGUUAAAUAUUUUUUUCAUGUUACAAUGACAUAUUUUCCCUGUUAUUACUACAGCAACCCGCUGUACAGUUUUCAGUCCUUGGCCUUUCAUGCAUCCCUGUGUACGUUUCAUCUUCACUGGCAUUUAUUCAAACUAAUGCCUGUUAUAAAGUGUUUUGAGUGCUGGAGGUAAAUAAUGUACAUAAUGUCAACUGUCUUCCAUUUGUCCACAUGCCUUCAAAGCUCUGUGCUUUUAUGGGAUGUACAGGCCUACAACUGUAUUAUAGCAAUACUUUGAACUUGAAUCUGUGAAAUAAAUUAAUAUUUUAUGUUCUUAAAUAUUCAUUGUUUUGAGAAUUAUAAUUCAGUGUAAGUGUAUAUCCAACAUUUUGGAAAAUAAAUCACUGUGUAAACAAA